This is a messenger RNA of Peromyscus maniculatus bairdii (prairie deer mouse), 4319 nucleotides long. It is a transcript of the gene Efnb2, whose product is annotated as ephrin B2. Gene Ontology annotation, cellular component: plasma membrane. Gene Ontology annotation, biological process: ephrin receptor signaling pathway; blood vessel morphogenesis; axon guidance. Lineage: Eukaryota; Metazoa; Chordata; Mammalia; Rodentia; Cricetidae. The record is from RefSeq and is a predicted model, not a curated record. Gene Ontology annotation, molecular function: ephrin receptor binding.
GCGCUGAGGGCCGCGCAGGGCGAGCGCACCUGGCCUCCGCGACCGCUGGAGCGGUGCGGCGCGUCCGCCCCGGAGGAUUGGGGAUCGCGGCCCGUGGCCGGUCCCAUCGCGUCCCGGUGUGCGCAGAACUGGGAGCGGCUUGGCCAUGGCCAUGGCCCGGUCCAGGAGGGACUCCGUGUGGAAGUACUGUUGGGGACUUUUGAUGGUUUUAUGCAGAACUGCGAUCUCCAGAUCGAUAGUUUUAGAGCCUAUCUACUGGAAUUCCUCGAACUCCAAAUUUCUACCCGGACAAGGCCUGGUACUAUACCCACAGAUAGGAGACAAAUUGGAUAUUAUUUGCCCCAAAGUGGACUCUAAAACUGUUGGCCAGUAUGAAUAUUAUAAAGUUUAUAUGGUUGAUAAAGAUCAAGCAGACAGAUGCACUAUUAAGAAGGAAAACACGCCCCUGCUCAACUGUGCCAAACCAGACCAAGAUGUGAAAUUCACCAUCAAGUUUCAAGAAUUCAGCCCUAACCUCUGGGGUCUAGAAUUUCAGAAGAACAAAGAUUACUACAUUAUAUCUACAUCAAAUGGGUCUUUGGAGGGCCUGGAUAACCAGGAGGGAGGGGUGUGCCAGACAAGAGCCAUGAAGAUCCUCAUGAAAGUUGGACAAGAUGCAAGUUCUGCUGGAUCAACCAGGAACAAUGAUCCAACGAGACGUCCGGAGCUAGAAGCUGGUACAAACGGGAGAAGUUCAACUACAAGUCCUUUUGUGAAACCAAACCCAGGUUCCUCCAGCACCGACGGCAACAGCGCGGGGCAUUCCGGGAACAACCUCCUGGGUUCCGAAGUGGCCUUAUUCGCAGGGAUCGCAUCAGGAUGCAUUAUCUUCAUCGUCAUCAUCAUCACCUUGGUGGUACUGCUGCUCAAGUACCGCAGGAGGCACCGCAAACACUCUCCACAGCACACGACCACGCUGUCACUCAGCACACUGGCCACACCCAAGCGAGGUGGCAACAAUAACGGCUCGGAACCCAGUGACGUUAUCAUACCGCUAAGGACUGCAGACAGCGUCUUCUGCCCGCACUAUGAGAAGGUCAGCGGGGACUAUGGGCACCCAGUGUACAUCGUGCAGGAGAUGCCCCCACAGAGUCCUGCCAACAUUUACUACAAGGUCUGAGGCCUGGGACCUGCGCCUGCCUCCCAAGGGAACUCGCGCCUUGUUGUUGGGCGCGCAGGGACUUCCUGAGCCUUGGCUGUGGGGGCGGGAUGCCUCCUGGAAGAGCCUGGAGCUGGACAGUUUUGUAGUCUGUAGCUUUUCCGGCCUUGGGGAACCACAGACCCUCCCCCGGAAGCUGGAAGACUGCUAGGAGAUCCCCACUUGGACUGCCGCGUUCCCGCGCGGACCUCCAAGCCAUGCACCCAGCUGCCACUGAGGCCUCUGCAGAGCCCAGGGAGGACACGGUGGGCUGUGGAUGACGCAGCAGCAUCUUAGGAGAAGGUUGUGCACCAGGCCGGCCUCUGCCUCCCAGUUUCCUGCCGUGCACACUGGACUUACCACUCGGACCUCGGGCUCAGUAAGGUUUUUCAAAGAUCUCUAGCGUUUAGUCCUCACUCUUCUUCAUUCCUGUUGCCAGGGCUCUCCUGGCACCUCCCCAGCCCCUCACUCCACAUCCUGCAUCUCUACGGGACACUCGCCACAGAGUCCCAGCCCCACCCUUGACACCAAGAUCCAAUGAGAUGGGUAUUAGGUACAGAAUCCUGCUUUCCUGGAGGCCGGGUCAGCCGGGAGGCCUGGGGGGGUGUGGAGGAGUGAGUGUGGAAGGUAGGGCUGCCACCACAGGUCAAGGCUGCUGCCCCUGGGGCAUGGUGGGGGGAGCGAGAGGGAAACGAGGCCGGUGGGAGACAGACAGACAGACAGACAGACAGACCGUGGUGAGUGGUGGGGAGCUCACUAUCACACAGCUAUGCAGCAGGGAAUCACAAAGUCCCUCUCCUGCAGUGGAACAAAAGGUCCCUUGUGGAGGGACCAGCGAGAGCAGGGAGGGAGAGGACAGGCCCCUGGCGACGCGCUGGGGCAGGACUGUUGAGGUACUGGCAAUAAAAAGCGCAGCCCUGGAGCUGUGGGAGAGAGUCCGUCUGCUUUGGGAGAUGUUUUAAGCAGACUCAGCUGCUAUGUUAUCACAUUUUUUUAUUAAACACAGGGAAAGCAUUUUAGGAGAAUAGCAGAGAGCCAAAUCUGACCUAGAAGUUGAAAAGCCAAAGGUCAAACAGGCUGUAAGUCCAUCACCACCGAGGUUAUUGGGGAAUUCUCAUUAGGAAAGUUAGGUCGGAUCCCCCGGUCCCCGUAAGUGCCCCUCCCCCUCCCCGAUUGAGCCUUACACUUUGGUUUUUGGUUUAUGGCCGCGCUGUCCGGGCUGUGAGGCUGUACCCGGGCUCCAUGUCAAAGCGAAGCUCGCGUGGCCCACCUCUAAGAGUCCUUACGAUGGAAGUAAGUUAUGAUGUCGAGGGGAAGGCGGGAGAUGGGACAUAUUUAUAAUAGGUGUACAGAACACAAGGGAUAUAAAAUGAGAGAUUUCUACUAAUAUAUAUUUUAAGAUUACACACAAUACACACCCGGAGAUGUGGAAUUCAUUUGUUACGGCGAUUAAAGCGACCCCCGGCCCUUUAGUGCUUUACAGAGUAAGCGAUUGGCUAGCUAACUUCCGAGAGAAGCUGCAUCGCCCCAAAAUGUUAUCAACAAUGAGAGAAGUAUCCGUAAUGAGAGCAAAUGACAAAAAUAGCCAAGUCCCCGUGGACAUCUCACAGAUCUGUAGACCAGGCAUGCCAGCCCCCAAACACCAGGACACCGAUGUGACUGCGCCCUGUGUCAGACAGUGACAAGACGUGCUGGCACUUACUCUCUGUUGGGUUUUCCCUUGCCCUGUGGGCUGAAGUGUUCUCUGGAACCCAGCAGGUCACACUGAGGGGGUGACAGUUGAAAGUUUAGCUGUGGGUGCCGCCUCCUCUCCUGCCCUUAUCCCUGCCCUUCCAGAAGAAUAAACAGGAAGCAGGAAGCCUACUUUUUUUUUUUUUUUAUGUGCUAUGCAAAAUAGACAUCUUUAAGAGUCCUGUUACUAUGGUAACAUUUUGCUUUCUGAAUUGGGAGGAAAAAAAAAUCGUAAUGACAGCAUUUGAAGGUUCUCAGACCUCCAGUGAGUACCUGCAAAAAUGAGUUGUCACAGAAAUUAUUCCCUACUUCCCAAACCUGAAAAAAAUGAUGUUGGUUCAAUGUAUGUGUAUGUGUGAGUGGGUGUGUGGUACACGUGUGUACAUAUAUGUAUAAUAUAUAUCUCCAGUAUAUAUUAUAUAUAUCUAUAUCAUAUUUCUGUGGAGGGUUGCCAUAGUGAUCAGCCACAGUACAUAUGUAAUUCUUUCCAUCACCCCAUCCUCUCCUGUGCAUUCACACGAGAUUUCCUCGUAAGCCAUCAGAAGUUGUAGGAAGGGGGAGAGGGACGAGGAGGGAGACAUGGGAAACCGUCUGAUUUUAAUGAAAUCGAAUGUCUGUGUCAUCGGUUGGCCACAUUUUGGUUCUAAACUGUGAAAAAUCAGAUGAACUGGUGAAGAGUUACCUGCAACCGACUGAGAAGUGUCCUGUGCGUCUGUUUUGUGUCUGGUGCAGAAAAUGACAAUCUACCAACUGUCCCCUUACCUGGAGUUGGUUCAGCUUUGGAAAGUUACUGUAAAUGCCUUGCUCGUAUUAUCGUCCCUAGUCACGUGACUUCGGCGCUUGCACCAUCCUGUCUAAGUGGAGGUACUGUAAAUAGAUAGGUUCAGAUCUUACCGUCUAUGGAUUCGGGGUGUUACAGUAGCCUUAUUCACCUUUUUAAUAAAAAUACACAUUGAAAACAAGACAGAAAAUGGCGUUUCUUACCCAGAUUGUGUACAUAGAGCAACGUUGGUUUUUUAUAAAGUCUAAGCAAGAUGUUUUGUAUAAAAUCUGAAUUUUGCAAUGUAUUUAGCUACAGCUUGUUUAACGGCAGUGUCUCCCCCUUUGCACUGUAAUGAGGAAAAAAAUGGUAUAAAAGGUUGCCAAAUUGCUGCAUAUUUGUGCCGUAAUUAUGUACCAUGAAUAUUUAUUUAAUUUCGUUGUCCAAUUUGUAAGUAACACAGUAUUAUGCUUGAGUUAUAAAUAUUUUUUUCUUUGUUUUAUUUUAAUAGCCUGUCAUAGGUUUUAAAUCUGCUUUAGUUCCACAUUGACAGUUAGCCCCAGAAAAUGAGAUCCGAGCAGUCACAUUCCACGUCUGUUUCAAACUGAAUUUGUUCUUAAAAAAAUAAAAUAUUUUUUUCCUAUGGAAAAA